GGGAUGCGUCUCCCGGAGACAGUAUGUCGGACAAAAAAAAAAAUUGUGGGUUCCCCCUAUCAUGAGGUUCGAAGACCCAUCAUGAGGAUUCCCACUUUGGCGAUCCAUUUUGAUCGUACGGUUGUCCAGGACGGUUUCAAGUACAAUACGGAGUCACAUCUAGCGCCUGUCCUGGCAACAGCAAUCAAAUCAGAGCUGAAGCUGAGCUCUGAGAAGGAAGAGAAGAAUAAAAGUGGAAUUUCAGCAAAGGAAUACCACCAUUCUCUUCUUUUGGAGAUCCUUGCAGAUGAGCUCAAAUGUGACAUUGAUGAGAUCGUCGAUUUGGAAAUGAGCGUUUGCGAUACUCAGCCAAGUGCAAUAGGGGGUGCACGGGACGAGUUCAUAUUCUCGGGGCGCCUCGAUAACCUCGCAUCGUCAUUCUGUGCUCUCCGGGCGCUCAUCGACUCCUGCUCCGAGGAAAACUCUCUAGAAGACGAGAAAUCGGUGCGGAUGGUUGCGUUGUUCGACAACGAGGAGGUGGGCUCGAACUCCGCUCAGGGAGCGGGUUCUCCAACUCUCUUCCACGCAAUGAAACGCAUCGCAAGGUUACUUGCUCGAUCUGGAGGGAAUGCGGAAGCUGAAGGCAUCGUGGAGCGAGCUAUCCAGAGGAGCUUUCUUGUGUCCGCAGACAUGGGCCAUGCAUUGCACCCAAAUUAUCCGGACAAGCAUGCAGAAAAUCACCAGCCAAAGUUAAAUGAGGGCCUCAUCAUCAAGCACAAUGUCAACCAAAGAUACGCAACGACUGUGGUCACGUCGUUUCUUUUCCGAGAGAUUGCUCGUUUGAACAACAUUCCAUUUCAAUACUUUGCUGUGCGCAAUGAUAUGGGCUGUGGAUCGACUAUCGGACCUAUCCUUUCUUCAGGAAUCGGAAUACGCACUGUCGAUGUCGGGCUGCCACAGCUGUCCAUGCACAGCGUACGAGAGAUGAUGGGUACGGCGGAUGUUGACAUUUCCUAUGAUCAUUUCAAAGCCUUUUUCAAAACUUUCAACAGCAUCGACGAGAAGCUCAAGGUCGACGGUUGAGAACUGAUAAUGGCCACAGCGGUUCUAUAGCCACGCUAUUGUCUAUCGGUUGAUUGUGUCCCUGAUGAGAGAGAAAGCCAUCCUAGUUUCAUUGAUUUUGGACUCAUUUCUAAUUGCCGGACAAUUUUCCACUUUUCAUCACAACCCAAGA
Molecule: messenger RNA, 1213 nt
Organism: Chara braunii
Lineage: Eukaryota; Viridiplantae; Streptophyta; Charophyceae; Charales; Characeae
Source: the annotation of a GenBank genome assembly